GUUAGAAUUUAUGUCAAAAUCAAAAUAAGAACAUUUUCCUCCAAAAUAAUCUUAUUUUUUUUUUUUAUAAUUAUUGAAAUACAAAUUUAAGUAAAUUUAUAUUGCAUAAGAACAAACAAUGGCAAUAUCAUAUUCUUGUAAUGACUUCUUAGCAUUUCAGGAAUCACUCAAGAAAAUGAGAGAUCUUGAUGAUAAAAUCAUUUAUGCCUUGAACACAUCAUUGCCAACAGAAUCCUUUAAAGGACAAGUUGAUUCGGAAAAAACCUGCCACAAUUUGUACAGUAAACUUCAAGUGGGUCAUCAGCAAAGGGAAGAGGCAAUAAAACGGUGCAUAAUGGUUGCAGCUGAAUCGGUGAAGCAAUUGAAAGAAGCACGAGAAUCAAAUCGAGAUGAUUUCGAAGUUGAUAAGAAAUUCAAAUCUGAGCAAAGAAAGUUGCGUGUCCUACAAUCGGAACUGAACGUAGAAGACAUUGUUAAGGAUCGAUCGUAUAAAGCGUUUAAUGAGCGCUGCAGAGCGUUCUUCCAAGCUGGAACAUUAUAACAAAACUUUGAAUUAAGUUAAAAGAGAAUUAUUGACUUUUAGUUGUUGCUUUGAAAUGGUAGCUUCUAUUUAGGUUGAAACAAAAAAUUUGUUACAAUUUUUUUUAAAAUAAAGUCUAGAGCCUAAUUGGCUUGCAUUUGAAAAA
Messenger RNA from Episyrphus balteatus (marmalade hoverfly), 686 nucleotides. It is a transcript of the gene Ccdc58, whose product is annotated as protein MIX23. The record is from RefSeq and is a predicted model, not a curated record. Lineage: Eukaryota; Metazoa; Arthropoda; Insecta; Diptera; Syrphidae. Bases 119 to 541 code for a protein of 140 amino acids. The transcript has 3 exons. Gene Ontology annotation, cellular component: mitochondrion; mitochondrial intermembrane space.